ACCUUGCCCUUAACCCAUGUGAAGACCUGUUGGAAACACCUUCUAGAACAAUAAUCAUUUUCAGUCUCCUAAUAAUUCUGCUGUGUCCAAGAAGAGCCUGUCCAAAUGAGCAAGACAUCCCAAAAGAACACCACUACAGAUGCGAAUGGAGUAAGCGUGAUUCACACCCAAGCACACACCAGUGGUUUGCAGCAGGUUCCCCAGCUGGUGCCUGUUAGUCCUGGUGGUGGAGGCAAAGCUGUGCCUCCGAGCAAACAAGGAAAGAAAAAUUCCUUUGUGGAUAGAAACAGUGAUGAGUAUCGUCAGCGCAGAGAGCGAAACAACAUGGCAGUGAAAAAGAGCCGGUUAAAAAGCAAGCAGAAAGCACAAGACACGCUGCAAAGGGUCAACCAGCUCAAAGAAGAAAAUGAACGUUUAGAGGCAAAAAUCAAGCUCCUGACCAAGGAGCUGAGCGUACUGAAAGACUUGUUCCUCGAGCACGCACACAACCUUGCAGACAAUGUGCAACCUGUUGGCACUGAAACCACCACAACAAAUCCAGAAAACAAUGGACAGUAGACACUGUUGCAACGUUAUGAAAUGAACUAAACUCUGGAGGUGCAGCUUGUCUGCAACGUCCAUGCAGUAACCAAGCA
Nestor notabilis (Kea) is the source of this 635-nucleotide messenger RNA. It is a transcript of the gene CEBPG, whose product is annotated as CCAAT/enhancer binding protein (C/EBP), gamma. The transcript has a single exon. The coding region runs from base 106 to 558 and encodes 150 amino acids. Gene Ontology annotation, biological process: DNA-templated transcription; regulation of transcription by RNA polymerase II. The record is from RefSeq and is a predicted model, not a curated record. Lineage: Eukaryota; Metazoa; Chordata; Aves; Psittaciformes; Psittacidae. Gene Ontology annotation, molecular function: RNA polymerase II cis-regulatory region sequence-specific DNA binding; DNA-binding transcription factor activity, RNA polymerase II-specific.